AUGCCCAGUGAAGGCAUCCUUCUUGUGGCUUAUUCAGCAGAAAGUGAUGGAAAAAUGAGAAUCUACGCACAGCAUGUGAGCCAGUUUCUGCAUCUCUUCUGUCCACCCUCUCAGGAUUCAGGGGAUGGCAUAGGGAAGCGGCGUUCAGACAAUGGUGAGGAAGGGGUCCGGUGGAAGCUGACUGAUGAGCCUGCUCAGAACAAGAAGAAGUUGCCACCAGCACCACCUUUGCCCCCGCCGCCCUCUGAGGAGAGUCCGGUCCAGACGGGUGCUCACAAGCGCAAAAAGGAGCUCCCAGCCCCUGAGACGGGACCCAAGAAGAAGUUGAAAGGUACCCGGGAAAUUUUUUUGAAAAAGGGCACUGAGCAACCACUUGGAAACAAAUUGGAUUCCAUGCAGACCUGGAGCCGCAUGGGCGGCAGUGACUUCGAGGUGAAGGGGACCAUCUCCAACCCAUCUAUUCACCUGAGCCAGAUCACAGCCAGUGACUUAGAGAAACCAAAGGAACCACCAUUGGAGCCUUCUGCCCAGACAGACAAGUCCCAUCAGCGGGAGAAGUUGGAGCGCUUCAAGCAGAUGUGCCAGAUGUUGGAGCGGGUGAAGAACAGCAGCAGUUCCAGUUCCAAAUAUUCUAUCAAAUAA
Molecule: messenger RNA, 642 nt
Organism: Thamnophis sirtalis
Lineage: Eukaryota; Metazoa; Chordata; Lepidosauria; Squamata; Natricidae
Source: RefSeq, a predicted model, not a curated record